AGGCUCUGUCCCGCGGUGCUGUCGUCCCAGUCAGCCCUGGCCGCUCGCCGAGGUCACAGGAUGAAGACAUGUCAGCUGCUGGUCCUCGGCUGCCUGCUGGCCGGCGCUCUGGCGCUGCCCAGCACACUCCAAGACCAGGAAGGUGGGUACGAAGCGGGAAAGCCGUUGGCUGAGAGGCCCGAGUUUGAUGGUAAGAUGUCUGAUAAUACAGCACUGGAGUUUGAUGGUAUGGAGCCGCACUUUGAUGGUACAAAGAGACCAGCACCCGAGGACAGGACGCUGGCUCCACUCGGCGACUCUGACACUCCCAGCGCGCGCUCCGGGGCGCUGUCCUGCGGCUCUCAUGUUAUCGCCGAAGGCUCGUCGGCAGUUAUCGAGUCGCCAAACUAUCCGUCCAACUACGACAACUACGCCUACUGCGCCUAUUCGUUCACCACCGACACCGGUAAGGAGCUCCAGCUGAACUGCGAGACAUUCGAGCUCGAGGGCGACGAAUCGUGCGAGCAGGACUGGCUGCGGGUUAAUGACAUCAAGUACUGCGGCUCCAGCGGGCCGUCGGCCGUGGGUGGAUCUCGUCUCGACAUCGUCUUCUUCAGCGACAAAAGCACCGCCACUGCGGGCUACCGGUGCACGGUGACGCUGGCGGAGCCGACCGUGGUGCCGGCCGGCUCGCACCUCAGCUGCGGCACCAGCCGGCUGGCGCGCGGCGAGCACACCAUCACCGACGGCGACGGCGACUACGGCGACAACGUCGACUGCUACUACCAGCUGUACGCCGACCAGGCCGGCGACCAGCUGUCGGUGACGUGCUCGCAGUUCGACGUCGAGUACGACUCAAUGUGUCUUUCCGACUGGCUGUCCCUGAACGGCAUCAGAUUCUGCAGCACCCGCAGACCGAGCGACGUGGCUGCUGUCGACCGCAUGUCGAUCCACUGGCACACUGACCGCAGUUCGGUGCGGCCCGGCUUCGAGUGUACCGUCACCGUCGAAGAGACGCCGCCGCCCUCCGACGCCUGCGCCUGCGGCCAAGUCAACCGCGCCUCGCGCAUCGUCGGCGGUGAGGAGACCGAGGCCAACGAGUACCCGUGGCAGGCGGCUAUAUUCGCGAGGCAUUAUUAUAACACUCUUUUUUGCGGCGGUGCCAUCAUCAACAGUCUCUACGUGCUGACGACAGCGCGCUGUACGAGCCAAGUGUCGGCCAGCGAUAUCCAGGUCCUACUGCGCAAGCACCUCACCGGCCAGGACGACAACGAGAUCCGCUUCAGCGUCGCCCAGAUCAAGGCGCAUCCGUACUACGAUCCGGACACACACCACAACGACUUCUCGCUGCUGAGGCUGGCCACGGCCAUCACCUUCCCCGCCGACAACAAGAUCGCGCCCGCCUGCAUGCCGACCGCCUCCAACGACUUUGUCGGCGCCGACGCCAUCGUCACCGGCUUCGGCACCACCUCGCACCGCGGCCCCAAGCCCGCCACACUGCAAGAGGCUAACGUCCCUAUAAUGAGCUACUACAAAUGCGCGUCUGCCUACCAGAGAAGAACGACGAGAACCGUCACCUCCAGUAUGAUCUGCACCGGCCUGCUGGGCUUAGGCGGCAAGGGCUGGUGUCACGGAGACCAGGGCGGCCCGCUCGUCAGCUUGGAGAACAACCGCUACUCGCUCGUCGGCGUCGUCUCCUGGUCGAUUGGCUGCGCGCGUCCAGACUACCCGGGCGUGUACGCCAGGGUCACUGAUGCGCUGUCUUGGAUUUGGACCAGCGCCGCCGACGGCGAGUACUGCCGUGACCCGGCCGCCAACUGAGGCUGACCGGAGGCAGCGGCCAGCCGUCCCAUGUCGGCAGGGGCUGUCCCACAUCUGCAGGCGCCGUCCAAUAUCCAGAGGCGCCGUCACAUGUCCACAGGGGCCGUCCCAUGUCUGCAGGGACCGUCCCAUGUCCGCAGGGACCGUCCCCAGGGGCUGUCACAUGUCCAUAGGGACAGUCCGAUAGGCCUUGACUGGAUGGAUUACAGGGUCAUUAGAGGCAUUAUGGGGUUUGAGUGAGCGGUGGAGGGUCCAUAUAUUUUAGACUAGCAUGAGUGCUUGAAUGAAAAUACAGUUUUAAUUUGUGUUAGCUAUUUCCUUCACAGGAAACAUGUAUCUAGCGUAAUGCCCAGUUUAUGAUUGCAGUUGCUAAAAUCAAGCCAUUUUAGGCAUUGACGCUUGGAUUUGAGUGAUGCUUUAAUACAGAUGCAGUGAUGGGAUA
Amphibalanus amphitrite is the source of this 2242-nucleotide messenger RNA. Its product is annotated as transmembrane protease serine 6-like. Lineage: Eukaryota; Metazoa; Arthropoda; Thecostraca; Balanomorpha; Balanidae. The record is from RefSeq and is a predicted model, not a curated record. The coding region runs from base 61 to 1800 and encodes 579 amino acids. Gene Ontology annotation, biological process: proteolysis. Gene Ontology annotation, molecular function: serine-type endopeptidase activity. The transcript has a single exon.